Messenger RNA from Mugil cephalus (flathead mullet), 1050 nucleotides. RefSeq names its product MIS12 kinetochore complex component (gene mis12). Gene Ontology annotation, biological process: kinetochore assembly; mitotic sister chromatid segregation; protein localization to kinetochore. Gene Ontology annotation, cellular component: chromosome, centromeric region; nucleus. The record is from RefSeq and is a predicted model, not a curated record. The coding region runs from base 21 to 719 and encodes 232 amino acids. The transcript has 2 exons. NCBI's taxonomy places the organism in Eukaryota, Metazoa, Chordata, Actinopteri, Mugiliformes, Mugilidae.
AAGUACGUCAUCGAUUUAAUAUGGCGCGGGAAAGCCGGGAAGAAAAUGAAAUGGAGGUCCACAGGGAAGUUGUGGAGGAGACGGGCCGUCUCUCCCCGUCGCUGUCAAAAAUGUACGAGACGCAGUUUUUCGGCUUCACCCCGCAGACCUGCAUGCUGAGGGUUUACAGCGCGUUUCAGGACUGCCUCUGUGACAUUUUGCCCGUCGUGGAGAAAGUGUGUGUGAGGCAGCUGAGCAAAGGCGAGUCGGACCCGGCCGAGGAGCAGCUCCGGUCCCGGGCCAGAGAGUGCAGCCGGAAGCUGCAGCAGUUUCUGGAGGAGCGGUUCCAGCAGCUCUCGGAGCGGAUGGAGGCUCUGCUGGUGACCCGCUGCUUCUCCGUGCCCCCCAGUGUCCUGCUACCCGAGGACCAGGCACACAAGAACUGCCCCACGCAGGACAUGCAGGAGGUGCUGAGGAUGGAGACGUCCCUGGAAGACCUCCACAGAGCCUACGAAGCAGAGGUUUGUGCCCGACAGGCCCUGCUAGCAGAGCUGGAGGAGCAGAGGGAGGUUCAGGACCAGCUGGACGGUAUACUGACCUGGGUCCGAGAGCUCCAGGCAGCUUGGGAGAGGGAAGGUAACGGCAGCUUCCAUGAAAGUUUCCGACUGGCGAUGGAGUCCGUAAAGAAACUGCAGGAGGCCGUCAGGGAGGUGCUGGAUUGCAGCAAAGCAUCCUACUGAUCUGAACUCUGGUUUGUUUAACGUUUCUAACACACAUCCCAGAUGAACUAAUUCCCCCCUCUGAAUAUUCAGCAUUUUUUUUCAUUUAGUUUGGAGAGGGGAAAACAAUCAACAAUAAGUUCAAGGUAUGUAAAUAUUAUGGUCCUCUGUUGAGGUUUUUAACCAAGUUAAAGUUUUUGGUUCCCACUGUUUAUGAAGACCGAGAUAUUGUUCAUUUUCUUGAAAGAUCUUAUUAUUAUGAUCUCAUAAAAAUAUUGCAACCAUUUGUUGUGUUGGACUCACGAGUGUCUGCCAUUAUUGAAUUCCAAUAAAAACUGCUUACUAAAAGGUC